GGAUCCUGGUCGCGCGCAGCAUCAGCCACGUCACCGAUAAGCGGCGCGAGCGCACGGAUCAGCUGUAGAUCAUCAGCGUUACACUCUAUUGUACAAAAGAUUAUUUUAAAACAGUAUAUAUACAUAUGAUAACAUAUAUAACAGUCGUGUGUAUAUUUACUAAAGACUGAUCUAUGCACUGACGCGCACGCGCUGAGCAGCAGAUAGAAAGUUUUUCUGAACUGAUCCGAGAACAGCUGUUGAACUGUUCACGUUCUGCGCGCUGAUCUUCUCAUCUGAUCAUUAAUCGAUAACAUGAAUAUCUUCCGUCUGGCUGGAGAUGUUUGUCAUCUCAUCGCGAUUAUUAUUCUCUUCCUGAAGAUAUGGAGAUCCAAAUCAUGCGCAGGUAUUUCUGGGAAGUCUCAGGUGCUGUUUGCUCUGGUCUUCACCACCAGAUAUCUGGACCUGUUCACAUCCUUCAUCUCCAUCUACAACACCGUCAUGAAGGUGGUGUAUUUGGCGUUGGCGUACGCCACCGUCAGUCUGAUUUACUCCCGCUUCAGGAACUCUUAUGACUCUGAGAGCGACUCGUUCCGUGUGGAGUUUCUGCUGGUUCCUGUCGCUGGUCUGUCUUUCCUAGAGAAUUAUGCUUUCACACCACUGGAGAUUCUGUGGACGUUCUCCAUCUAUCUGGAGUCGGUGGCGAUCCUGCCACAGUUGUUCAUGAUCACGAAGACGGGUGAGGCGGAGUCCAUCACCACACACUAUCUGUUCUUCCUCGGCCUGUACCGCGUGCUCUACCUUGCUAACUGGGUGUGGCGCUACCACGUGGAGGGUUUCUUCGAUCAGAUAGCCGUGGUGUCCGGCGUCGUCCAGACCAUCUUCUACUGCGACUUCUUCUAUCUGUACUUCACCAGAGUGCUCAGAGGAAGUGGAAAGAUGAGUUUGCCGAUGCCAGUGUGAGAUAUUUUGUCAAGGCCCUCCACCUGCAUUAGACCACACCCCCAGUGGUGUCAUCUUCACGUCUUCCUCUCUGCUGUGGUGUGAAUGAUGGCGUACAGUAAGCGGAGAACUGCUGGAUGUGCCUUAAUGUUUCUGUUCAUAAAGACAAUGUUCAGAGACGUCUGUUCCUGUCAAGUGUGUCUGAAACACUCCAGUCUGUUGGCUCACAGCUUUGCUUUCUUAUUUUUUCAGUCUAUUCAUGUAGUAAAAGAUUUUUCCGAUGAUGCCUUUGUUGUUUGUGACCUUUCUUUGCUUUUAUUCUUAUAAGGGAAUUAAGAGUCUUCCUCAGCGUGUGUGAAUGCGUGCAAAUAUCACAUUUUAUGAAUGUUUUUUUAUUAACCACAUUUCUCUCUGAAAAUGACACAUAAUAGAGGUUUGGUAAUAUUAUACUUAUUUUUAAUGAUUUCAUAUAUACAUGGCCUUAUUUUUAUUAAGUGUUUUAUAAAACAUGUCAAUAAAGAAUGUGUUUCUCUG
Molecule: messenger RNA, 1455 nt
Organism: Myxocyprinus asiaticus (Chinese sucker)
Lineage: Eukaryota; Metazoa; Chordata; Actinopteri; Cypriniformes; Catostomidae
Product: ER lumen protein-retaining receptor 3-like
Exons: 5
Coding region: 295-942 (215 amino acids)
Biological process (GO): endoplasmic reticulum to Golgi vesicle-mediated transport; protein retention in ER lumen
Cellular component (GO): endoplasmic reticulum; membrane; cis-Golgi network
Molecular function (GO): ER lumen protein retrieval receptor activity
Source: RefSeq, a predicted model, not a curated record